Molecule: messenger RNA, 1641 nt
Organism: Babesia bigemina
Lineage: Eukaryota; Apicomplexa; Aconoidasida; Piroplasmida; Babesiidae
Product: protein disulfide-isomerase, putative
Exons: 4
Coding region: 1-1641 (546 amino acids)
Biological process (GO): protein folding; response to endoplasmic reticulum stress
Cellular component (GO): endoplasmic reticulum
Molecular function (GO): protein disulfide isomerase activity
Source: RefSeq, a predicted model, not a curated record
AUGGGCGUCUCUCCGUACGAGAACACUGCGCUUUGGCUACGCCUUGUGCGCCACCCACUCGCGCUCAAGUAUGUUGAGAAUGAUAGAGACGUGCGGCUCGAUCGAUAUGAACAGCUUAGGGAAGGUCCGCUGCUGGCCGGUGGCCAUGUUUUCGAGGAUGACCUCCGCCUGCUUGAAGCAGCGGAUAUCGAACCCCUCGGAGUCAUUCGACUGCACCACUACGUGGUUGAGUCCCUGGUAUUCAUCUACGUGGCAUCCCUUAGUCUCGUCAGCAUCGUCCUGCUUGUUCGUGCCUUGCGGCGGCGCCAUCGCCGCAAUGUCGACCGUAAUUGCCACGCCAACAGCAGCAUUCAACAAAUGCAGACAUCUAGCAAUGGAGUUCUUCAGGCCUUUGGCGUUUCUUUCCUGGGCUGUAGGUGUAUGCACUGCCAGGCCCUGGCCCCCGAGUAUGAGAAGGCCGCUAAGCAGCUCGCGGAGGAGGGCUCCGAGGUGGUACUGGCCGAGAUCAACUGCGACGGUGCAGUGGGUGUUGCUCAGGAGUUCGGCGUUGAGGGCUACCCUACGCUGAAGUUCUUCCGCAAGGGUGUUGCUAGGAGCUACACCGGUUCCCGCCAGGCCGAUGGCAUCGUGAGCUGGUGCAAAACGGUCUUGUUGCCCGCCGUCAUCAACGUUUCCAGUGUGAGCGAGAUCCCUGAGGACGCCGAGGUCACCUUCGUGUCCGUGGGCUACGACUCGUCUGAUGAGCUUAUGAAGGAGUUCGAGAACCUCGCUGACCUGCACCGCGACGACGCUAAGUUCUACGCGGUGUCUGGCGGCGAUAAGGCCAUCUACGUGCUCCACAAGCCGAAUGAGCGGUUCGACUUCAGCGCGUCAACCGCCGACAAGCUGGUUGAGUUCGUGCAGCAGGAAUCUCUGCCUCUGUUCUCCGAGAUUAGCCACGCCAACUACAUGCGCUACUUCAGCUCCGGCAAGUCCAUCUCGUGGUUCUGCGCCGUCGCUGCCGACUACGAGAAGUACCGCGCCGUGUUCACCAAGGUUGCUCGCGAGCUGCGCUCAUAUGUGCUGUUCGCCUGGCUCGACGUGGAGAAGUUCACCGCCGCCAAGGAGGCGUUCGCUGUUAAUUCCUUCCCCUCCGUUGCUCACCAGACCGAUAUGGGCCGCUACAUUUUGGUCCCUGAGUCGUACUCCUUCGAUGACGUGGACGCCGUGCUGACCUUCUACUCCGACGUCGACGCUGGCAAGGUCGCCCGCAGCAUCAAGAGUGAGGAAGAGCCCGCUAACAACGACGGCCCCGUUGUGACCCUUGUGGGCAAGACUCUGCCCGACUUCGUGAACAACGCCACCCGCCCCAUCAUGCUGAUGAUCCACUCUCCCUUCUGCGAGCACUGCAAGAAGUUCAUGCCCGUGUACACCGCCUUCGGUGAGUCGAUGGGCACCGACGGUCGCGUGAUCGUGGCGCUGCUGAACGGUGACGGCAACGAGUCGUCUUUGGACCACAUCCAAUGGACUGCGUACCCCACCGUCCUUUUGAUUCAGCCCGGCAGCACUGAGGUCGUCACUUUCGACGGCAAGCGCACGUUGGAGGACUUGAAGGAGUUCGUGGAGAAGCAUUGCCCGGACGAGCGCCACGGUGAGCUCUAG